AUGCCGAGGACCCUACAGCGAACAGUGCAAACAGAAAUCGACAUGUCUUCAGAGCAAUGCAUUAUUCAGGUGUUGGGUGAAGGCAGAGUACUGCACCCUGCAGAGCGCGCUACUGUUCACCUACAGGCCCUGGGGCGCAACAACUCCUCCCAGCAAGACGCCUCGGAAACGGUCCGAUCCGCCGCCCAAGCGGUGCAGAAUCUCGUCCACGAAUCUUUCCAGUCCGACGCGCACUCGGGCCGGGGCGCUGCGGAUUCGCCCAUCUCGCAGUACUCGAUGGCCUCGCUCAAGACGGCCCAGCGCAGCGAGCGCCUCAACUCCGGCAGCAACGCCACCGAGACCGUCUACACGGCGCAGGUGGACUUUGCCGUCACGUUUCGCGACUUUGAGGCUCUAGACGGCUUUGCCACGACGGCGUCGGCCAUGGGCCACGUCUCCGUCUCCAAGGUUGAGUGGCUGCUGACGGACGACACGCUGGGCGCCUUUGCUGGCCAGGCUCGUACGCUCGCCGCGAGAGACGCCAAAGUUAAGGCGUAUGACUUUGCCAAGGAGCUGCAUCGCAUUCCGGACAGCAGGCUCGAGCAGGAUGUCCGCGCCAUUCACGUCGAGGACAAAUCUCGGGCGGCUCAGCAGGGCACGCGACCCCAUGCUCGUGGGUAUAGCGCAGGCGUACCAUUGAGCCGGGUCAGCACCACGGCUCUCAGUUUUGUGCCGGAAGAUGUCACUAUCAAAGUUGACGUUAAUGUUCACUUUAAAAUCGCUUUGGUUCCUGAUAUUGCUUGUUGA
Akanthomyces muscarius is the source of this 786-nucleotide messenger RNA. RefSeq lists its product as uncharacterized. The record is from RefSeq and is a predicted model, not a curated record. The transcript has a single exon. NCBI's taxonomy places the organism in Eukaryota, Fungi, Ascomycota, Sordariomycetes, Hypocreales, Cordycipitaceae. Bases 1 to 786 code for a protein of 261 amino acids.